GGCGCUGUGUGACGCCCCUCGUUCGCGUUCAGCUCUGCUGCAGUGACUCGGCGAAGCCAGGCAGGACCAUUUUAUUACACUAUCCCCUUCAGCCCGCUCACACACACUUUUGACAUCUGACAGCUCCCAGGACGGCCAUGACGUCUCGAAGGUGGUUUCAUCCCAACAUCACUGGGAUCGAGGCAGAACACCUGCUCCUGACACGGGGCGUCCAUGGCAGCUUUCUAGCGAGACCCAGCAAGAGCAACCCAGGAGAUUUCACUCUCUCUGUCAGGAGGAACGAUGAGGUCACCCAUAUUAAAAUCCAGAACUCGGGGGACUAUUAUGACCUGUACGGAGGGGAGAAAUUCGCCACGCUGGCUGAAUUGGUCCAGUACUACACCGAGCAGCACGACCUCCUGCGGGAACGCAAUGGAGACGUUAUCGAGCUGAAAUACCCCCUCAACUGCAAAGACCCCACGUCUGAGAGGUGGUAUCAUGGGCAUCUCUCAGGGAGAGAUGCUGAAAAGCUCCUUACGGAGAAGGGUAAAUCCGGCAGCUUCCUGGUGAGAGAAAGCCAAAGUAAACCGGGAGACUUUGUGCUUUCCGUCCUCACUAAUGAAGAAAAGCAUGAAAACGUAGACCGCAGGACUAAAGUUACCCAUGUCAUGAUCCGUUAUCAGGAUGGAAAAUAUGAUGUAGGAGGAGGGGAGAGGUUUGACACUUUGGCAGAUUUAGUAGAACAUUAUAAGAAAAACCCCAUGGUUGAGAAAAGUGGAAUUGUUGUACACCUUAAACAGCCAUUCAAUGCCACAAGGAUAAAUGCAGCAAACAUUGAAAACAGGGUACGAGAAUUAAACAAAGUAGCUGACAACUCAGAGAAACCCAAGCAAGGCUUCUGGGAAGAAUUUGAGGUUUUACAGCAGCAAGAAUGUAAACUCCUUUACCCCAGAAAAGAGGGGCAGAGACCAGAAAAUAAAAACAAGAACAGAUAUAAGAACAUUCUACCAUUUGACACCACUCGAGUGCAGAUCAAGGAGGCGGAUCCUGAUGUGCCGGGUUCUGAUUACAUCAACGCUAACUAUAUCCGAAGCAUGAAUGAAGAAGGUCGUCAUAUGGAUGAAGGUAAAGUGUUCAUCGCCACUCAGGGUUGCCUUCAGAACACCGUCCUAGACUUCUGGAAAAUGGUGUACCAGGAAAACACUCAUGUUAUUGUCAUGACAACCAAGGAGAUGGAGAGAGGACGGAAUAAGUGUGUGCGGUACUGGCCAGACUUGAAUUCAACAAAGGAGUUUGGGAAGGUGUGUGUGAAGAACAUUGAGGAACACACAGCUCAGGACUACAUACGGCGAGAGCUUGAAGUCACACGUCUAGACAGGAGAGAGCCUCCCAGGUGUAUCUGGCACUAUCAGUACCUAAGCUGGCCUGAUCACGGUGUUCCCAAUGAGCCUGGAGGAGUCUUGAGCUUCCUGGAGCAAGUCAACAGAACCCAGAGUGCCAUUCCAGAGAGUGGACCGAUAGUGGUUCACUGCAGUGCAGGGAUUGGAAGAACAGGCACAAUUAUUGUGAUUGACAUCCUUAUCGACAUCAUAAACAGACAAGGAUUGGAUUGUGACAUCGACAUCCCAAAGACCAUUCAGAGAGUGCGCCAGCAAAGAUCUGGUAUGGUUCAGACAGAGGCCCAGUAUAAGUUCAUCUACAUGGCUGUUCAGCAAUACAUUGACACCGCACAGAAGAGACUGGAAGAGGAGCAGAGGAAUAAAACAAAGGAGAGAGAGUACUCGAACAUCAAGUACCCACAGAUGUCAAAUGCCAGAGCCAAGCCAAACAUGAGCUCGUCUCGCUCUUCAUCUGUAAUGAACGAUGACUCUGGUGUUUAUGAGAAUUUGAACAUCAAAAAUCCAAAGGGCUCCACCAGCAGCAACACCAGGAGAUAAGCCAUGUGGGCUGCUGUCUCAGGGACUCUGGGAUUCCAGCAGAGGUGCUGUGAAGAAGCACCUGAUCAUGGAGCGACACUGGAUUACAGCACUGGGGGGGGAAGGGGGCACCGACAGCGCCUACGCUGAGGCGAAACCGCCCAGCUGCUCGGCUAGAGAUUCCACCGAAAUCUCCAACAGCUCCUCUCUUCAUUUCCUGACCGACUACGUCUGAGAAACUCACACUCCAAAACCAAGUGCCUAAACAGCAGCCGAAAUUGUUCCCGCAAAGGACGCGUGACUUGGUGCUUUCUCUCCCCACUUCUAGUCUGACAAGCCUCUCUACACUGCACUAAGCUACAUGAUGGUUUGUAUAUGUGUGAAAUAUAUAUGAAAUAUGAAUAUUUACACUCAGUGACGUAACUUUGGAUGAAGCUACGCUCUUUCCAUGCUGUCUACGGCUGUUUCCAGACCUUGCUUUGUCUACUGGAUGUCGUCUACUGUAACCAAAGACCUUUGAUACGUAUCUCACAAGCAGCGGUUAUUUGCGCUCUGCUGAGUGAUGCCCGUGGCAAGGUGAUAUAAGAAGAAGAGAAGUACACCGUCCGGCCUCAAGAACGAACCCCCCUUUUUUUUCAGAGAGGUGAUUGGUCAAAGUUUGACCAGUGAUUUGGAUACCUUAUGUAAGUAGGUGUUUCAAAUGGGCUGAUUUGGUACAGUGUGGUAGAAUCUAUACAGUAUGUGCCAAUUAGCAGCCUGUAUGUCAUAUUCAUAAAAGCUUCUGCUUUUUUAUUGAGUAUUACCUCCAGGCUAAUGAACAGUUGGAGGGAGUCAAGUGCUACUGUCAAUCAAAGGCUUAUCAACCAAUCAGGCUGCCUCCUCAUCAGCAGGCUCCUCCCUCUAUGUGUAGGCUUUAUUGUUCUGAAAACAUCAGGUGAGCCUUUAAUAGUUAGGGCUUUGUUUGUUUGUUAAUAGUCGUUUUGUUUGCAACUAUGAUUCCUUUAGAGCAAUUUUCUCUUUUCUUGUGAUAUUUGUGAAUGUGAUUCUAAAGUCUAGGCCUGGCGUUUUUUGAUAUAAUGCAUUUCUUGCAUUUUUGACUAUAUUAUUCCACAUUUUCCUCCUCAGAGACACGUUAAGCUCUUUUAUCACAUAUAAACAGGGUAUGUGUGCAUUGCGGUGUUAUAAAUAGCCUGAUAAAGCUCUUUACGUCAGUAGCGGGUUGUGAUUGCACUGAGGAGGCCUUCGAGUGAAAAAUGUUAAAUGAAAAACGUGGUGUUACUAAACAUCUACAAAGGAGGGGGUACGUCAGGAUGUCGGCUGAGCCGUUGACGUAAACGGCAUUUCGGUGGAGACUUUAGCUAAAAAGGAGGCAGGCCAGAUGGCCUGCAGCUAAGAUUAAAGAAAUAGAUUUGUGUAGGGCGAAAAAAGUAAUUUAAAACAUGGCCGUAAUCCACACGUAGCUAUUAUUAGGUGAGGUCGGCAGUGAUGUCAUAAGUUAUAUAUUCACUACCAGGUCAGCGAGAGUUUGGGGUCAGUAAGAUUUUUUUUUCUUUUUUAAGAAAUUAAGUCUGUUAUUUGGCAAGGAUGCAUUAAUUUAUCAAAAGUGACAAUAUAGACAUUUGUUUGUAUUAAAAACAAAUGCUGUUGUUUAGCAUUGUAUUCAUGCUUUUCACAAAAAAAAUUAAGCAGCAGAGUUUUUUAACUUUUGAUGAUUAUAAAAAUAAAUAUAAUGAGCAGGCUGGAAUGAUUUCUGAAGGACUGUGUGAUACUGAAAACUGGAAUAAUGUCUGCUUUGCCAUCACAGGAAUAAAUAAAGUAUAUUAAAAUAGAAAACAGCUGUGAGAAAGCCAACAUACUGAUCUGCUAUUUAAGCGUAUUCUUCUGAGCCAAAUUUGAACACUUAUCUCCUUCUAGAGCUUUCCAGCUACAACCACCAAACUCGGGUCAGACCUUUAGACUCAUCUGACUUGGUGUGCUAAAUCUUAUCUAACUGAUCCAACUUACAGUUUUCGUAAACCAGACUAUUAAUACCACCAAAAAUCUUACAGACUUCCAUUGAGGGGGUGAAAACUUUUGAACAAUGGGAGUUAUGGUGUACUUAAGUGGUCUAUUGCUAUAGCAAAGCUUAACAACUCCCUACUGAAAAACAGCUAAAACCAUUCUAAGCUGGCUGAUUUGGCUGGUCUCCCAGGCUGAUUUUAAAGCAGUUUUGGCCACUUUUUAGCUGGUCAGGCUGGUCUUAGAUGGUCAAACUGGGAGACAUGUUAAAAGACCAACCACGCUUAAACCAGCUGUUUUUAAAACUAAAAACAACUGAUUUUAGCUGGUUGUUUACUGUUUUUUGCUAAAUCAGCUGGUUUUUAACUGGUUUUUAGCCAUUUUUUCACUGAACCUGAUGGUUUUAGCUUUUUUUUUUUUUUACUAAAUCAGCAGGUUUUAAUUGUUAAUUGUUUAUCUGGAUUUUUUUAAUUCAUGUUAGCAACAUGUUAAAAACAAGCUAGACAUGUUAGCAACAUGCUAACAACAUGUUAAUCAUGUUAAAACAUGGUAAUCAUGCUAAAGUAUGUUAGCAACAUGCUCACAACAUGAUUUUUUUUUGACGUUUAUUCAGUAUUAGCAGGAUAAAUGUACAGUGCUCUUUCCAGAAAUACAAUAAAACCCUUACGAUGGUUUUACUGUAGUAAAAUGUAGUAACCAUGUUUUUUGGCGUAUUUAUUACCACUUGUAUAAGAACAAUUUUACUACAAAUACCAUGGUUAAACUAUGCAUAGUGUAGCAAAAUGUUUUUUUGUGGUUACCAUGGAUUAUGUUUGUUCUCAAACUUUCCUCAUCAAGAAUUAAAUUCUAAUAACAUUUCACAAUAUUUUAGUUUUGACUAUAUUUUUAGUCAAAUACAUCAGGUCAUAUAUACUGCCUAUAUUUGGUCAUAUAUUUAGCCUUGGUGAAAAAACAUAAAAAAAACUUACUGACCCAAAACUUUUAAAUAGUAGUGUACAUCUCGGCUUAGAUAAAGCAGGGCAUAAUGCAUGUGAUUAAUCAGCAUCCGACUGUGAAAGUUGUGCUAGUUUUGGCUACAUGAGGGGAUCUGUGAUGUCAUAAUCUGAAGGGCUACCGUAAAUGUUCAGAGGAAGGCCUGAGUCUGCUUUUUUUGCACUUGAAUGGAUGAAAUGUUUGGGUUUCAUACUAGAGAACCAGACUUUUAGACCGUCCAGGAAGUUAAAGCAAUGUCACUGCAUAUGAUAAUCAUUUUUAGAAUGACUGACUGAUUGAAUGAAUUUGUGAUUUAUGUACACAGCAAUGUACUACUGGCAUCUGAAAGCUGGGAAGCUGUCUGUCUGCUGUUUAAAUUAGUUUUAUUUUUACCUCUGUGAAAAUGCAUAAAGGGUCAAAAAUGUAAUGGCAUACCAAGACUUGAAAUUCAAUUUGAACUGCUGCAAGGUAGUGUUUAUGGCUGUCAGAAUGUCCUUUUGUUCAGAGGUAUAUAUAAUUGAAUAUUUUUUGUUGAUUUGCCAUCAGUGUGGUGUUUUGCGUUAUAGAUCAUUCAUUUAUUUUUUGGUCAGUUUUUGAUUUGUUGUAAAUUGUACAUUUCAUUUGUUUGUUGAUACAGUGAUGGAUUCACAGCCGUUUAGCAUAUUAUUUUAGAAUGAUGUUAACAUUUAUUAUUAUUACUACUAUUAUAUAAAACAUCAACAGUUAUGAAGCUAUCUGCUUGCAUUAUCACAAUUUUAAAGUCUUCUCUUUAAAUUUACUUGAAUACUAUGUUGGUGGAUUUUUUUUAAUCUCAGCUGGUGAUCAGUAGGUUUGAGUCGUGUCGUGCUGAUUGUCCUCGUGUGAUAAAGACUGUGUUCCCUCUUGCACUGGUUCAGCCUAAAAUGCCUUCUGCCCUGAAACAUACAGCUGAUGUCAAGACUUGCAUCUCAAAUGACAAUACAAGACUAGUUACUGCAUAAUAAACAUACACUGGGAACUCUCAA
Labeo rohita (rohu) is the source of this 5869-nucleotide messenger RNA. It is a transcript of the gene ptpn11b, whose product is annotated as protein tyrosine phosphatase non-receptor type 11b. The record is from RefSeq and is a predicted model, not a curated record. Gene Ontology annotation, molecular function: protein tyrosine phosphatase activity. Gene Ontology annotation, biological process: protein dephosphorylation. The transcript is spliced from 16 exons. The coding region runs from base 138 to 1916 and encodes 592 amino acids. Lineage: Eukaryota; Metazoa; Chordata; Actinopteri; Cypriniformes; Cyprinidae.